GGGCUAGAACACAGUGUUUCUAAACCUGUCUUUGAUUACCUAAGGAGUUCAUUUACAUUUACAUUUUCGAACCUGUUUCAUCAUCCUUUGGCCAAAAGUCUCGUCUUCCCGCAGGACGUGGAACGUAACGCAACACACGGUUUAUCAGUUCCACUCCGCAUUAAAGCACCCCUAGUGCAAAUGUUUAAGCUCAUGUUUUUCAGGACUGUUUAUGAUCUGUGACCGUGAUGUUUUGUUGUUCCGCGAACCAAUGUAUAAGUCUCGGACUUUUACGUUGGAGGUCUCUGGCAUCGUGUCCAAAGAACCUCCAAGACUCUUCCUUGCUGAUUCUGAAGGCGUUCUCGACCUCUCCCUGCGCUUCAACCAAGAAAGAGGUGAGCAAGCCCUUGAAACAGUGGACUCUUGUUGUUAACCCCUUCAGCAAAGUACGGGUUCAACUCCAAUGUAACAUCUCCAUACGACCUCUGGACCCGCACGCUUUCCCCGAGGCGAACCGGGCCUUCAUCACCAUUCAUGGCACCAGCGCAGAUCAAGCCGUCCAACUAGACAACUUCCAGGUGCAGUACGAUGACCAAAACAAGGAACUUUACAUCUUGUCCGAGGUCAACAACAGCAACGUGUCAGUGGAGCUGACCGCUCCCAUUAAAAGUGACCUUUACAUCACCACUCAAGGAGAGGGCAACGUGCAUGUCCAGAAGAUGGAGUGUGAUACCUGUAGGGUGCAGACAGAGAGGGGGAACUGCGUGCUGCACUCAGUCAAGGGUCACCACGUGCAGGUCCAGUCCCAGGGAGGCAACGUCACUGGGGUGGGAACCAUCCAUGGCAACGUGGACAUCAGCACCUCUGGACACAGUGCGGUGGAUGUGAAGAAGAUCCAGGGUACUACUAUGAACGUGUCAACAGAACAUGGCCCUCUGAAGGUGAAAGCCAUCUACGCUGAGUCCACCUCCAUAUCAUCCUCUUCAGGGAGGAUACAGCUGGGACACGUACACGGCGAUGCCACAGUGCGGAAUGAGACUGGAGAUAUAAUUGUAGAUGGUUCUAAUAAUGGCUACCUGAAGGUAUUGUCAAACAGUGGAAACAUUGAUGCAUAUGUAGGAGACAGUGGCAGCGCACAACUCCACUCUCAGCAAGGUGCAGUGUCUGUGCGUGUCCCCUCCUCUAUAAGAGCAGGAGUGCAGAUGUGUGGAACGUCAGUAGAGAUCAGCCAAGAGAUAGUCCUUCACCAAGCAGAGAGAGAUUCCAAAGAUGGCAUGACCACUGUCACCGGCCAUAUGAAUGGGCAGCCCCAGGGUGACCAGUGGAUCAGGGCCCAGGCAGACAGAGGCUCCAUCAGCCUGAAGACACAGAGCUGGUUUGAGUCUCUGAAGCUGGGCAGCUGAGGCUUCACUCCUACGCCUAGGCCCCGUUCCAACACUUCCAAAAAUGUCCUUCCUACCUCAUGUCUACCUAUUGUACUAAGUCCUCAGGGACAAGAAGUGUAGACAUAACCGUCCUUUCUUUAUGUUGAUAGUCACUAUCCCACUGACUGUGACUGUUGGGCAGAGUCCAACCACAUAGUUGUCUUUCUCUAUGUUACUGCUAAGCUGACAUAGGAGAGUGAAAAGAAGAGAGAAAGUUGCCAAAGUGGAACUGAGAGACAGAGAUCAGUGAUACGAUUAACUGAAUUGCCCUCUGGGAGUCUUGACACAUGCAGACGGAGAACUCCAUGAGAGCAGAUUUAAACAAAAUAAAAUAUAAUGGAUGAAGUUAAAGGCAAUGCUACAGAUGUGAUAACGGCUACUAGGCUAUAUUACGUGUCUAAAUACAGUUGCAAAACAUGAUCACGGUUAGUAGAGGUAACUCAGUCAAUAUGUUUCUGCUUUGGCCAACUGUUUUCAUGAGAUGGCUCUAGAAAAUAUAGUGGCAGCCAGGCUAGUUCAGUCAUUGGCUGUUUCCAAAUACCCGCGCUUGAUUUUUAAAUAGUAUGCAUUUUGGGUAGGCGAAAAUAGAACGUUUUAUAGUAUGUGAAAUUUAAAUGUUUUAGCUUUCUUUAAAUUUCAGGAUGUAUACUCAUUUUGGCUUUUCAUCUAGUAGAGUUCAUUGCACACUAUUGAGGAAGAGAUUUGUCUUGUUUAUGUUAUGACAAACCAGGAGAACCUCACUCUUAAGACUUUCUGACUGAAGGAUUGAAACUGCAAAAUGUACAAAAUGUUUUUAGAUGCUUGGUAAAAGAAUGUGACCAGUGUUUGUUUGUUGUUGCCUUUAUUCUAAGCUAUCCAUGGGGGUUGUAUUUAUUGUGAAUAAAAAAAAAACGGGGAAAAGUCAAAUAAUAUUGAGGCAAUUUUGCUUUUUGAUUAAUAUUAUUUCAAUGCAAAAAAUAUUUGCUGUAUGAUGUAAUAUAUGAAAUUCAAUCUGUCCUGUGUUGUAAUGCAUAUAAGAAAUCUAUAUCCUUUCUCCCACUCAGUUGAAAUGGUUUGAUACAAAAGCUUUACAUAAAUGUAUAUACUGCAUUGAUGUUCUGAUAUAAAUUCAAAAAUAUUUCCUAGCCUAAAAA
Molecule: messenger RNA, 2536 nt
Organism: Coregonus clupeaformis (lake whitefish)
Lineage: Eukaryota; Metazoa; Chordata; Actinopteri; Salmoniformes; Salmonidae
Gene: fam185a
Product: family with sequence similarity 185 member A
Exons: 8
Coding region: 228-1382 (384 amino acids)
Source: RefSeq, a predicted model, not a curated record